AGGAUAUCCCCAUCAGGCCAGUAGUUUCAUACACAAAUUCUCCUGCGUCAAAGUUGGCCAAUUGGUUGAAUUCCAUACUUCCAUCAUUGAUGGACUUCACCAAUCGUUUUUCAGUUACAAACUCUUUAGAUCUUACUAACAAAAUUUCAAAUGUUAAUAUCCCUCCGAACUGCAUUUUGGUCUCUUUUGAUGUCUCAAAUCUUUUCCCCAGCAUAGACCCCGAAGAUUGUCUGAUGUUGGUUAGACAGCUUCUUUUUUCCAAUUCGGACUUGCCCACUUGUCACAUACUGAACUUAUGUUCUCUUGUGGAUUUAGUUCUCAGACAAAAUUUUUUUCAAUUUAACAACCUUUUUUAUGUUCAAAAAUCAGGUCUGGCCAUGGGAUCUAAUCUUAGCCCUUUGCUGGCUGAGGUUUUCAUGUCAAAUUUAGAAUCCACUAUUUCACAACACCCUAGUUUCUCAAAAAUUCUAUUCUGGCACCGGUAUGUGGAUGAUAUUUUAGCACUUUUCAAGGGUACGUUGGACGACCUCAACAAUUUUCUAAUUUUGCUUAACUCUUUCAAUCCAAGAAUUCAGUUCACUAUGGAGGUGGAAUCAGACAAUAAAUUACCUUUCCUUGAUCUAAUGAUUCACAAAUCAGAUACCCUUGAAUUUUCUAUUUACAGAAAACCCACCAAUACGGAUAAUAUCAUACCUUUUCACUCCAACCAUCCAUACAGCCACAAAUUUGCAUCAUUUCAUUCUCUUUUUAACCGUCUGUUUACUGUUCCACUGAAUAAUGCCAAUUUCUUGAAUGAACUUAAUAUAAUUAAACAAAUCGCUUACAACAAUGGUUUUCCAAUACAUUUAAUUAAUAGGUUAUAUUGCAGAUAUGUAAACAAAUUUUCAAACCACAGAUUAACUCAACGCAAUCCACAGAACAAAUAUUUUUCUCUAACCUAUUUUGGUCCUAUAUCGUUAAAAUUAAAAAACAUAUUACUUAAAAAACUUAAUACCAAUAAUAUUUCAGAGUUCUCAAUUUCAUUCAAGACUUCAAAUAAUUUAAAACAUUCCUUGGUAAAUUCAAAAGACAAAAUCCCAAUGUUGGACAAGUCGGGAGUUUAUAGGUUGAACUGCUCUAAUCCUGAUUGUAGAGUUUGUUAUAUUGGCCAGACUGGUCGCAAGAUUAAAACUCGGUUAUCGGAACACGUUAGAUUAAUAGAAUCCAAUUCCGACAAGGAUGAGAUCAACUCUAAUUCAGUUUUUUCCAAUCACAUUAUUAAUGAAAAACAUAAUUUUGUUCCUAACUCCGAUGUUGAGAUUUUACAUGUUUGUGAUAAGGGGAAGAAACUCAAUCUACUUGAGACCCUAGAGAUAAAUAAAGCAAUUAAAAGUUCGGAGGUUCAGUGCAUAAAUGAGCAAACCAACUUUGACAGCUUAAAACUGUUCAAUUCCUUAUUGUUUUGAUUGAUUGAUUUGUUGACGGUUUUCUUUUCUGUAUUGAAUUUACUUCGCACUCGCUCAACAGCCAUGGUUGCACAUUGCCAUUUUUUCUAGUUUGGCCUCUUUUUUGAGGAUUUUUGCUGUCAGUUUAUGUUAUACGAUUGACUAUUACUCUCUUUGCCAUAGGUCCAUUGGACAGUAGCUCUGUCGCCUUGACUUGUGACGUCUCGCUCGGUAGAUGACGAAUGUUAAACUUCAUGUCAUGUCAGGCGUCACACGUGCAUGGUCACAAUUUUUAUUUUUUUUUUAUUAAUUGACACUUUGUGGACAGAAAUGUUAUUUUCACCCUAACAUUGGGGGACCCGCAAGGUUUUUGCGGUUAAAUUCCUCUUUGUUUUUGUUAUUUUUAAUAUUCGCAUAUAUUCAUUAUUGUUGUCUUUUCCACCACAUAUGACCUUUUUCUGGCUGAAGAUGAGGGAUUGUUCCCUUGAAACAUGUCCCAUUUGAUAUAACACUCAAUAAAGUUUGUAUUUGGUGGAGUUUGACUGUGAGUUUUCACCUACCCAAUAUCAUCUCUCCACUGUAUGUCAUGGAUCGCCUCCGUUGGAUAUUUGU
This is a messenger RNA of Harmonia axyridis, 2036 nucleotides long. RefSeq lists its product as uncharacterized. The record is from RefSeq and is a predicted model, not a curated record. The coding region runs from base 90 to 1445 and encodes 451 amino acids. The transcript has 2 exons. Lineage: Eukaryota; Metazoa; Arthropoda; Insecta; Coleoptera; Coccinellidae.